Molecule: messenger RNA, 1500 nt
Organism: Phragmites australis (common reed)
Lineage: Eukaryota; Viridiplantae; Streptophyta; Magnoliopsida; Poales; Poaceae
Exons: 2
Coding region: 1-1500 (499 amino acids)
Source: RefSeq, a predicted model, not a curated record
AUGCCGCUGCAAAGCCACCGCGCCAUGGAUCUCGACCUCGCCGUGCAAGUCACCUGCCCGCCCGUGCCCGACGAGGACUUCGCCUUCGCCACCACCGAGACCGAUGCCGCCUUCCUCGUCCUCGCCCACCUCCCUGGCUACGCGAAGGACGAGAUCGAUGUCCGCGUCGGCGAGGCCGGCACGGAGGUCGCCGUCGUGUGCGCGAGGAAGGAUGCGUUCUCGGUGGAGGCCGCAGUGGGGAGGGUGCGGGUGGCGCACCGGCAGGUGGUCGAGGGGUUUCGCCGGGUGUUCGACGUGCCGGCGGGAGUCGAGGUGGACCGGAUCACCGUCGGGUACGAGGAGGACGACGAGCUGCUCGUCGUCAUCAUGCCCAAGCUUCUGCCAGCCCCGCCGGGCGACAGCGACCGGGAGGCGCGACUCGACGUCGACAGCGCGGACUGCGACUGCGAGUCGUCUGGCGUGGGAAUCGAGGUCGAGUCCGAGCCGGAGCCGGGGGACGUCGCGGUCGAGAUGGAGCUGGAGAUCGACGACGAGGCGUCGAGCCUCGAGAUGGGGCAUGAGGAUUGGGUCUACGUUGAAUCGGAGGAGUCGGAAGAGCAAGAGCCCGAGCCGCCGCCACGCGACGUGCCAGCGGAGACGCUCGUGCCGAUACAGGAGCCCGAGUUGGAGCCGGUGGUUACGGAGGUGGCCGUGGAGACGCCGGUGGAGGUGGAGGAGGAGCGCGACGUGCCGGUGGAGACGCCGGUCCUGGUCGAGGCCGAGCCGCCGGUAAUCGACAUCGAGUGCGACGUCGUGUUUGAGCCCGCGUACCAGGAGCCGCUGGUGGAGACGCCGAUCAAAGUGCUCGGGCCGCCGCACGGCGAACCUGAGCCACCGGCCGACGUGCCAAAUCCGCCGGUCGACAUCCCGUGCAACGACGAGUGCGAGCCCGAGCGCCGUGCCGCACCGGCCGUCCUGCAGGAGGAACCCGAGGAGCCAAAGCCGCCGGUGGUUGAUCAACCGGUGCAAGAGCCACAUGCCCAAGAACCGGUGCAAGAGCCGCCACAGGUGGAGGCGCCCGCUGAAGAACCGGUGCAAGAGCCGCCACAGGUGGAGCAGUCCACCUCAGGACCGGUGGAAAAGCCGCCGCCGCUCGAGCUGCCUCAUGAACCACCGCAAGGGCCGCCUACCAAAGAACCCACCGUGCAAGCGACGCCGACCGCCCAAGAACCAGAGCCACAUGCCCAAGAACCGGUGCAAGAGUCGGCACAGGUGGAGGCGUCCGCUGAAGAACCGGUGCAAGAGCUACCACAGGUGGAGCAGCCUGCCGCAAGACCGAUGGAAGAGCCACCACCGCCAGGUAGGCUCUGGCGGUGGCGGUGGCGGUGGCGGCGGCGGCGGCGAGGGAGUCGCAGGUUCCCGCUGGGCAUGGUGGUCGCUCCCACGGUGAUACUGCUCGGUCUCUUGGUGGUUGCAGCCAGGAGGCGGCGGCAGCAGCUUGGGGCGGCGGCUGCGCGAUGA